GGCGACUUUAAAUGGCAAAUCCUUCCAUGACUAGUGACCGGAUUGUUUUGUGUGGAAAGUGAUACGAUUUGAGGCUAAAACUCUAAAAAAAAAAUUGAGAGUAAGUGGACGGACUUUGUUUGGUAUUCAUAAAAUAACUGAGGCCAGAUCCAAUACAAGACCUGGACCCAAAAUUCUGACUAUUGAUUGUCUGUAAAAGUCCGCCGCUAGUAUGCAAAAUUGAUUUUUUAAUGAUGUUCCAACAGUGUACGUGUCCCUAGGGCAUGUUUAUCAGCACUGGGCAUUAGGAAAAUCAAUCAUCCCUCACUUGUUUGCUCCAGAGGCACUCCAACGCUCGCUUUUGAAGUUGUGGCGACUCGUCACGUCAUGAAUGAAAAACCUUCCUCGUGGACAUGUUGCCUCUCCUAAUACGGCCCUGGCUAGGCGAGCCCACCCCACGUAUACCCCCACAAUAAAAGUGCACAAUAGCUCUUCUGGGAGACAGAGUUAAUAUUAAGUUAAUAUGAACUAGCUAACAAUGCAUGUCAUGGGAAGUACCUAUUUUGACGCUAAAGCCCUCAUAUAAAAACUGUGUUCCAUUUACAUAAUGGACUUCUAUAUUGAACAAGCGACAGCGAUAUUGUUAUUGUAACAGAAAAACACGAAAAAACGAUAUUUUUCUGGCGAUUUUGGAUCACUGAGGCAUACUUCAAAGUUGACAAAUACAGUGGAACCUCAGUUAGCGUGUUUUUCAGUUAACAUCGAACAUUUAGGCCAAAACUUUGCCCCGGUUUAAGCUAAUUUUUUUAACUUUUCAUGUUAGCAUGAAACCAAAUAUCCUUGUUAGCAUCCUUAACUCAUUCAAUCCCAGACAUUUUUCAAAAGCCAUCCCUCUCCGUAUCGGCCAUUUUUGAUGAUUCUGACUGAUUUUUCUAGGCAUACUUCAAAGUUGACAAAUACAGUGGAACCUCGGUUAGCGUGUUUUUUGGUUAACAUCAAACAUUUCGGCCAAAACAUUGCCCUGGUUUAAGUACAUUUUCUAACUUUUCAUGUUAGUAAUGUACUAUGUUCAUCCCAAAUAUCCAUGUUAGCAUCCUUAACUCAUUCAAUCCCAGACAUUUUUCAAAAGCCAUCCCUCUCCGUAUCGGACAUUUUUGAUGAUUCUGACUGAUUUUUCUAGGCAUACUUCAAAGUUGACAAAUACAGUGGAACCUCGGUUAGCGUGUUUUUCGGUUAACAUCAAACAUUUCGGCCAAAACAUUGCCCUGGUUUAAGUACAUUUUCUAACUUUUCAUGUUAGUAAUGUACUAUGUUCAUCCCAAAUAUCCAUGUUAGCAUCCUUAACUCAUUCAAUCCCAGACAUUUUUCAAAAGCCAUCCCUCUCCGUAUCGGACAUUUUUGAUGAUUUUGACGGAUUUUUCUAGGCAUACUUCAAAGUUGACAAAUACAGUGGAACCUCAGUUAGCGUGUUUUUUGGUUAACAUCAAACAUUUAGGCCAAAACGUUGCCCUGGUUUAAGUACAUUUUCUAACCUUUCCUGUUAGUAAUGUACUAUGUUCAUCCCAAAUAUCCUUGUUAGCAUCCUUAACAACAGUUGAACCUCAGUUAGCGUGUUUUUUGGUUAACAUCGAACAUUUAGACCAAACUUUGCCCCGGUUUAAGCUCAUUUUUUUUUAACUUUUCAUGUUAGUAAUGUACUGCGUGGGUCUAACUGUGUUCCUAAUCUAUGUUUUUCGGUUAACAUCGAACAUUUAGGCCACAACGUUGCCCCGGUUUAAGCUCAUUUUCUAACUUUUCAUGUUAGUAAUGUACUAUGUUCAUCCCAAAUAUCCAUGUUAGCAUCCUUAUCUCAUUCAAUCCCAGCACUUUUUCAAAAGCCAUCCCUCUCUGUAUCGGCCAUUUUUGAUGAUUCUGAUUGAUUUUUGUAGGCAUACUUCAAAGUUGACAAAACAGUGGAACCUCAGUUAGCGUGUUUUUCGGUUAACAAUAGUUAGUUACUACCAUUUUUCCGUUCUUUAGUUAUUGGUAUUAGUUAUCAGUUCCCUUUCAUUCAUCAUUUACAUGUAGUUAUGUGCAUUUGAAUUAGUUUUCUGCAAAACCAUACAAAUCUGUUUUGGUUAGAGACCACCUCCUGGAACAAAUGAAUAACGCUAAACAAGGUUCCACUUAAAGUGAUUAAAUGAUACAUCAACUGUCCUACGAGGUGGAGCAGCUGCAGGCCAAUCGUGCUUUCAUCCCCUUGCUCAAUCCCUCGUACGUUGUCAUCUUCACGACCAUUAUGGUCACCUCAGUAAAGCCACGCUUUGAGACGCAGGUUUCAUGCCAUUGUGCACCCGUGAAUCAAUGCAGCCCAGCGGGAAGCAAAGCAACACAUCCAAACGUCAUUGUCAUUCCAUCCCACAGGUCCCCCCGUAAACGUUACAUGCAAUAUUUUUAUCAACAGUUUUGGCUCGGUCACAGAGACCACCAUGGUCCGCCUGUUAAUGUUACCUGCAACAUAUUUAUCAACAGCUUUGGUUCUAUAGCAGAAACGACAAUGGAUUACAGAGUGAAUAUCUUCCUGCGGCAGAAGUGGAAUGACCCCCGUUUGGCGUACAGCAAAUACCCAGACUCCUCACUGGACUUGGACCCGUCCAUGUUGGACUCCAUAUGGAAGCCUGACCUCUUCUUUGCCAACGAGAAGGGCGCCAACUUCCACGAUGUCACCACGGAUAACAAGCUGUUGAGGAUCUUCAAGAACGGGAAUGUCCUCUACAGUAUAAGAUUGACCCUCAUCCUGUCCUGCCCGAUGGAUCUCAAGAACUUCCCCAUGGAUGUCCAAACUUGUACAAUGCAACUGGAGAGUUUCGGCUACACCAUGAAUGACCUCAUCUUCGAGUGGCUGGAGACCGGCGCCGUGCAAGUGUCAGAUGGUUUGACGCUGCCUCAGUUCAUCAUGAGGGAGGAGAAGGAGCUGGGCUACUGCACCAAACACUACAACACAGGCAAAUUCACUUGCAUUGAGGUGAAAUUCCAUCUGGAGCGUCAGAUGGGCUACUAUCUGAUCCAGAUGUACAUCCCCUCCCUCCUCAUCGUCAUCCUCUCGUGGGUGUCUUUUUGGAUCAACAUGGAUGCCGCGCCCGCCAGGGUGGCAUUGGGUAUCACCACGGUGCUCACCAUGACCACACAGAGCUCCGGCUCCAGAGCUUCUCUUCCAAAGGUCUCCUACGUGAAAGCCAUUGAUAUCUGGAUGGCGGUGUGUCUGCUCUUCGUGUUUGCUGCAUUGCUGGAAUACGCCGGGGUAAAUUUCGUCUCCAGGCAACAGAAAGAGUUCCUCCGCUUGAGGCGAAGACAAAGGAAGAAUCACAAGGAUGAAGACAUGCGUGACGGCCGUUUUCAUUUUACUGGCUACAGCGUGAAUCAGUGUCUGCCAACGAAGGACGGCUCAGCUGUUAAGAACGCCGCCCCGGCCCUGGCCCCGGCCCCCAACCCCAACCCUCAGUCGUCGCUCCCAAAAGACACGGAUAUCAUGAAGAAAAAGUUUGUGGACCGAGCUAAGAGGAUAGACACGAUCUCUCGAGCUGCCUUCCCGCUGGCCUUCCUCAUCUUUAACGUCUUCUACUGGAUCACCUACAAGAUCGUCAGGCACGAGGACAUCCACAAAAAGUAACCAGGCACAGCAUCAUAUAUAUAUAAUAUAUAAUAUAUAAUAUUUAAUAUAUAUAUAUAUGUCACACCGAGAUGACACAGUACAGGAUCAAUGCCAACUGGUGUUCUUUCAGGGAUCGAGUCUGAGGAUGUUCACAGUGUGGACGCUCGGUUGGACUGCUGCAAUCAUUGUCGGAGGAAAACUUAGGGGGGGGACUCGAGCUUUUAGUAGCAUUCCGGUUACAGCGGACCAAAUCUGUUUUCUAACCCGUCUUGCCUUGAGGUCCGAGGAACAAAGAAACUAUUUCUAAUUGAAAGGUAGCUUAGUAAAGACUGUAAGGAGGCGUUUCUUAUCAAGGGGUUGGUUUUGUAUCGUACUAAUGUCAACAAUACUUCCUUUUAAACACAAGCUGGGAAUACGUCAUGUGUACAGGAAGAACAACAUGCAUAUAAUACUGAGGAAUAUUUCAAUGUGAUGGGUGGAUACCGAAACCACGUUUCCACCGGGUGAUUCAGAUUCAGAUUCAGUUCAGUCGCUAGGAUGGUUUCUUCUUCGCAUGUUUUUACCAUCAAAAUGGUUCGCUUGAGUUUUGUGUUCUUCCCGGUUGCUGGGUUAAUAAUUCCCGAUUAACCGGUCGACUAAUCCAACGAUUAAUCCGACGCCUCCAGCGGCACCCUUUAGGUACCGUAACCAUUCGGGUACCGACUUCACCGCCAAGGGGGCUAGCUUAACUUUUGAUAUCGACGAUGCAAAAAAAAAAAAAAAAAAUUCCUAUUGAACUUUUAGAAACGGGACUUUUAGUUUUUUUUUUCAUUUUCAUCUAAGGUCCCCAACCCCUGGCACCCACUCACUCCGCAUUACUGCAACCUUACUGCAGUGGACUGAUUAUUUUUACUCACAGUUUACUUCCUAUACUUGAAAGGUGGCGGUAAUCAUUAAAAGGGGACCUAUUAUGCUCACAGUCGGCCCUCUGUAUCGAGUUGUGGACCCCAAAAACACGAUAACCCGCACAGAAAGCUGUCUAGAUCUUCCAGAAUCUGCACCUAUUUCAGCCAAAUUUCCUCGGCUUUUCAAAAUUUUUUUAAAUUUUGAUUUUAAUUUAUUCCACCCACGGCCCACCCCACUCCGCUGUGAUUGGUAACACUCCUAAGGACUUCCAGACUACUGCCGAACCCUUUUUUCUAAUUUUGUCUUUAUAGGAGUUGAUAAUAAUAAAUGAAUAAACAAGCUACUUGAAAAGUUGUUGGGAGCUACUGGCAGCUCAUGGUCUACUGGUUGGAGACCCCUGACUUAUCGUGUAUAUCGGUAGUAGGACUAUGGUCGGUACACGUUUGCACAUUCUAUAAUGCAACACUUACACAAACCAAACACAGUUAGGACACUGAUGAUAAAUUGUUACUUACAGCUUGCGCUUCGGACUCUUCAACUUUGGAACGGCAUCAGAUAUCCCGGCUUGGUAUAGUCCAGUUUCACCCAUGCUAGCAAAACAGUCCCGUAUUUUUCUCGUCACCUGCAAUCUGCAACUCCAACCACUUCGGCCUGAUGCCUUUCCUGGAAGACAUCGCUCCAUGGGAACACAGUGAAAUAUUUAGCAAAACAGUGUACGCAGCAGAGCAGACGCUAAGACAGGCAUGCCCAUAUAAAGAAGACCAGCUCACUGGGACCUCACAGUGAAAAAAAAAAAAAAACUCCCUGAAAGCAAGCGUUCAGAACCAAUCCAAAUGCUCAAACUUGGCAUCGUUUAACACAAUAAUACAACAUUAUAACAAUAUUUAAAAAAUAUUUAAAAAGUGGAAAAAGCAUAACAGGUCCCCUUUAAUAAAAGGUUCCCACAUUAAUAUGACAUACAUUUUUUUUUAAUUUCUAAUAUGUAAAGUGGUCGGUAUUAUUAAUAACCGGGGGGAGGAGGGAUCACGAUGACACGCUUGUGCGUGAAAUCGAUUUUCAUAUGAAUUCCAUUUUGGGGUCAUGAAGCGAUGAAAAGUUAAUUUCUACAGUUUUUGGGAACACUUGCUUGUCAAACGGCUUCCUGAUUCCUGUCAGUUGUCUUCUGUGUCAUCAUGUGUUUUUUGUACAUUUUGUACAUCGCUUUUCCAGUUUGGUUCUUCAGCUGAAAAAGUUCGAGAACCCCUGACAAAAUAUUUUACAUUUGAAAAAGUUUCGAGCGGGUUUAAAUGUAUCAUAGUCCCAAGUAAAUAAAUCCUUCUCUUGUAGACUUUAAAACUUCUUUUAUACUCCGCUGACCUAUUUAUCUUACCGUGGGAACGCUCACAUUUAAUUAUCUUUGUGUAUACUUUGCUGCGCACCUUCUGACACGGCGCCGGGAUCGUGACAUGACAUCCAUCUGCAGAUAAGCCGGCAGAAAGACGAGAUUGAACCCGCCUAACGUUUAUGCUAUAGAACCCGUAAUGGACCUUAAAGGAACGUUUUCUUUCAAUGCUAUUAAUGACUACUUUUAUUUAUCAGCCUGAACAUCAAUAAAACUGACUGCACCGUG
Molecule: messenger RNA, 6104 nt
Organism: Doryrhamphus excisus (bluestripe pipefish)
Lineage: Eukaryota; Metazoa; Chordata; Actinopteri; Syngnathiformes; Syngnathidae
Gene: glra2
Product: glycine receptor, alpha 2
Biological process (GO): monoatomic ion transmembrane transport
Cellular component (GO): plasma membrane
Molecular function (GO): transmembrane signaling receptor activity; glycine binding; transmitter-gated monoatomic ion channel activity
Source: RefSeq, a predicted model, not a curated record